Messenger RNA from Eupeodes corollae, 1665 nucleotides. It is a transcript of the gene Arr2, whose product is annotated as phosrestin-1. NCBI's taxonomy places the organism in Eukaryota, Metazoa, Arthropoda, Insecta, Diptera, Syrphidae. Bases 199 to 1404 code for a protein of 401 amino acids. Gene Ontology annotation, biological process: G protein-coupled receptor internalization; signal transduction. The record is from RefSeq and is a predicted model, not a curated record. The transcript has 3 exons. Gene Ontology annotation, molecular function: G protein-coupled receptor binding. Gene Ontology annotation, cellular component: cytoplasm.
CGCUGCAUUGCUGGUUUGCUGUCUUUUGAUAAAGUUUGGACCGACAAUAGCAUAGAAAAUAAAAGCGAGGAAAAAAUAUCGUGCGCAGGUUUUUCGUUUGGCUUUAAUUCCGUCCGUAAUCCAAUUACCGUACCAAGACAAUAGCUUCUUGGUUUUAAGUGAAAUUUUAGUUCAUUAGAGUCGAAGACACCUAGCAAAAUGGUUGUAUCAGUGAAAGUAUUCAAGAAGGCAACUCCUAACGGAAAAGUUUGCUUCUAUUUGGGUCGCCGUGAUUUCAUCGAUCAUUUGGAUUACGUCGAUCCUGUUGAUGGAGUUAUCGUAGUGGAUCCUGAUUAUUUGAAAAAUCGUAAAGUCUUCGGCCAAUUGGUAACAACUUAUCGAUAUGGACGGGAGGAAGAUGAAGUUAUGGGUGUUAAAUUUUCGAAAGAAAUGAUUCUCUGCCGUGACCAAAUUGUCCCGGUGGUCAAUACCAACAUGGAAAUGACCCCAAUGCAGGAAAAACUUGUGCGAAAGUUGGGUGCUAACGCCUAUCCAUUCACAUUCCAUUUUCCACCCUGCUCACCAAGCUCGGUAACAUUGCAGCAGGAAGGUGACGACAAUGGCAAACCUCUGGGAGUCGAAUACACAAUCCGUGCCUAUGUGGCUGACUCCGAGGAUGAUCGCCAGCAUAAGAGGAGCAUGGUCAGCUUGGUGAUCAAGAAACUACAAUAUGCUCCACCAACUCGUGGACAGCGGCUACCAAGUUCCUUGGUCAGCAAGGGUUUCACCUUUUCGAAUGGAAAAAUAAGCUUGGAAGUGACUUUGGACAGGGAAAUCUACUAUCACGGUGAGAAAGUGGCAGCAACAAUGCAAGUCAACAAUAACUCGAAAAAGAAGGUGCAAAACAUCAAAGUAUUCGUUAUUCAACAUACCGAGAUCACAAUGGUUAACGCUCAGUUCAGCAAACAUGUUGCUUCUCUUGAGACUAAGGAGGGUUGUCCUAUUACUCCUGGAGCAAAUUUGACUAAGACAUUCUAUUUGGUUCCAUUGGCUUCAAGCAACAAAGACCGUCAUGGUAUUGCACUCGAUGGACAUUUGAAGGACGAGGAUGUGAACUUGGCUUCUGCGACCAUGGUUCAGGAGGGCAAGUCAACUGGUGAUGCAAUCGGUAUUGUGAUAUCUUAUUCAGUACGAGUAAAACUCAAUUUGGGAACAUUGGGUGGUGAAAUUCAGACAGACGUUCCAUUUAAACUUUUGACACCAGCACCAGGAACUGUCGAAAAGAAACGCGUCAACGCCAUGAAGAAAAUGAAGUCAAUUGAACAACAUCGUUAUGACAAAGGACAUUAUCAGGACGAUGAUGAUAACAUCGUAUUUGAGGACUUUGCUAAAAUGCGCAUGAAUAAUGCGGACAUGAAUGAUUAGUGCGAUAACUAAUAAUAAUAGUAAUUUUAUUUAUUUAAUAAAUAUUUUAUUUAUUAUUAUUAUUGUCGUGUAAAGAAGUAAAUAGAAAAAAAUAACAGUUCUUCAAGAAAAGUGAUAUAAAUGCAAAGAUAUUGAGUGAAUAUUUAUUUAAAAAUUAUAUAUAUCUUAAAAAAGUACAAGAAUAAUAAAAUAAAUUAUUAUAUGCGAAACGAAAAAUAAAAAAUGAUAUUUCAUAUAAAUAAAUGAAUACAAAAAAAUGAA